Molecule: messenger RNA, 1290 nt
Organism: Anopheles maculipalpis
Lineage: Eukaryota; Metazoa; Arthropoda; Insecta; Diptera; Culicidae
Product: 2-aminoadipate transaminase
Exons: 6
Coding region: 1-1290 (429 amino acids)
Biological process (GO): biosynthetic process
Molecular function (GO): L-2-aminoadipate:2-oxoglutarate transaminase activity; pyridoxal phosphate binding
Source: RefSeq, a predicted model, not a curated record
AUGGAUGGUGGAAAAGCCGUACAGCGUCGGGAAGUUCCGAUGAACCACCUGUUCGAUGGUGGUGAACUGAACGUGUACGAUCAAAAGAUUGCCAAUCUGUCGGCAGGUGCACCCGGGCCGGAUCUGCUCGGGAAGAGCGCUGAAACGUUCCGGCAGGCAACGGAAGAGCGGGUUAAAUAUGAGCUUAACAACUCUUCCUUCCUCUUCCAAUAUGGUCCCACUAUUGGAACGACGGAAUUUCGUAAAACCCUUGCCUCGUUUCUAGCCGAUGGAUAUCGUAGCGAGGUACACAUGUCCGAUCUGGUUCAAACCAGUGGCGCAACGAACGGGCUCCAUCUGAUACUCUCCACCCUAGUGGAUUUGACUGGUGUAAUAUUCGUUGACGAAUACACGUACAUGAUAGCGCUGGAAACCAUCGCCCAGUUUAACACAAUGAAAAUAGUUCCAGUGCCCCUUGAUGAGGAUGGUCCCAACGUGGCUUCGCUGCAAGCGCUGAUUGCUCAGCACCGGUUCGAGGCGACGAAAGGGAAACUAUUUUGGGGCGUUUAUUACACGAUACCGACGUUUCACAACCCGACCGGGAUCGUGUUUUCUGAGGAAAAAUGUCAACAGCUGAUAAAGCUGGCCCGUGAAAGCGACAUCUUGAUUGCGUGUGACGACGUGUACAAUUUAUUGCACUACGAUAAUCCCGCGGCACCACCGCCGAAGCGCUUGUUUGCCUACGAUAUUGCCGAUCUGGGCCGGGUGGAUGGAUGGGCCGGGAAUGUUAUCUCGAACGGAUCGUUUUCGAAGAUCCUUUCCCCCGGAAUUCGGCUAGGAUGGAUGGAAUGUCCUCCGCGGUGUGUUGAAGCAUUUCGAAAUAGUGGAGUGCUGAAAAGUGGAGGUGCAGCCAACAACUACACUGGCGGUGUAGUGAGCACGCUCAUUCAAAUGGGCUUGGCUCAGCAACAGCUAGAACACUACAGCAACAACUACACCAUGCGACUGAAUGCGAUGGCCGAAACGUUGGACGAACAUCUUCCAAAAGAGUGCAGCUUCCGUAAGCCGAAGGGUGGAUACUUCGUCUGGAUACGCUUCCCGGCCCAUAUCGAUUGUGCCGAGUUCAAUCGGUACUGUUUGGAAAAGUACAACGUGUCCGCCAUUCCUGGCAUUAGGUUUUCCAUUACCGGCGAGGCUCGUCACUUUAUACGCCUCACAUUUGCGUUUCACGAGCCCGACUAUCUGCGCCGCAGUGUGAGAACGUUCUGUCAGGCGGCGAAGGAUUAUCUUGCGAUAGCGUCGACGCCAUAA